Messenger RNA from Apaloderma vittatum (bar-tailed trogon), 398 nucleotides. Its product is annotated as guanine nucleotide exchange factor DBS-like. The annotation marks the transcript as partial. The record is from RefSeq and is a predicted model, not a curated record. Gene Ontology annotation, molecular function: guanyl-nucleotide exchange factor activity. NCBI's taxonomy places the organism in Eukaryota, Metazoa, Chordata, Aves, Trogoniformes, Trogonidae. Gene Ontology annotation, cellular component: extrinsic component of membrane; cytoplasm. Gene Ontology annotation, biological process: positive regulation of Rho protein signal transduction. The transcript has 3 exons.
AAGUCAACUUACAGCAUUUUCAUGUCUGACUACUGGUACUGGAGGUUGAUCCCAUGCAAAGAAACUGGAACCUGCAGCUGCUUUGCAACAGCCAACCAGUCUGAUGAAGAGAAAGAAGAGGAUACAAGCCAUCAGGUUGUGGUGUCAGAUAUCAUGCAGCUUGUGAUAGAGAAGCAGGAGGUGCCAGAAAGCACAGCAGAUGAAAUCAUGCAUCAGGAUAUCACUCCCCUCUAUGCUGCAGAUAUUCAGGACCAGUUAAAGAAACAAUUUGCUUACCUGUCAGGUGGAAGAGGGGGAGAUGGAUGCCCUGUUAUCACCUUUCCAGACUAUCCAGCUUUCAGCGAGAUCCCUGAGAAGGAGUUCCAGAACGUCCUGACCUACCUGACGAGCAUCCCAAG